This is a messenger RNA of Neocloeon triangulifer, 769 nucleotides long. RefSeq lists its product as uncharacterized. The coding region runs from base 37 to 714 and encodes 225 amino acids. The record is from RefSeq and is a predicted model, not a curated record. The transcript has 3 exons. Lineage: Eukaryota; Metazoa; Arthropoda; Insecta; Ephemeroptera; Baetidae.
UAUGAGUGCGUCACCACGCCUAUCGCACAUUUCAAAAUGCUGUUGGGAACAUUCAAGCUUGCAAUAUUAGCAGCGGCGUUGUGCAAAGUUGGAUUUGCAGCAGGUCCCAAACUAUACAAACAAUCGCCAAAAAAUUUGGACAUUAAGAGCUACACAGAUUCUUGCAUAUUUAAAAAUCUGAACAACCUUAAUGACGGUUACAACGUUAACCUACGGAUGUCAGCAGCCAGGACCACCUAUGCGGACAACAAAGGGAAAAUCAUCCAAUUGGUCUUGACCAGAUACUGUUGGGACAACUUAGUGAGUUGUCAGUAUUGCCCCACCGACAAAUUGGGGGAAUGUUUGCCUGGUUCUAUCAAAGAUUUUGAAAGCAAUUUAUAUGAAGUAGUUUUGCCCAUUGAAGCUAAGAAUGGCCUAAAAAUGAUGGCCAAAAUCAGGCGGUACGACAAUGGAGAACUCAUUGAAGGUGUCGGCUACUUCGGCAAACCAAAACUGAAGAAGAAGCCCGAAUUUAAGUCCAAUGGAAGCACUUAUUACUCUGCAAGUAAAGGUGCGACAGGACAGUCUGACACCGCUAAAGACCCUGUCACCACUCAAGAUCAAGAGCAAAAAUCUCAAAUGUUUUCUAUGUCCUCCAAACCCGAUACUAUUACUAUUACUCCUCGCCCUCACCCAGCAAAGGGGGCUGUAGUUUACGUAGUAAAAGAAACCUAGAUUUAAAUAGGUAUUAAAGCUUAUUGUGAAUUAAUAAAUUUUUAGCUUCACAGUU